AGGAAGAAAGUAAAGGCCUCACUCAUGGUGUUACACUUUUUCAUUUUUCUACAACGCGUAGUGAAAAGGGAACUAUUGGAGAGAAAGUCGUUAAAGGUUAAUUACAGAGAUCAAGAAAGAGAGGUCCACAUGCCUUAAAAAGAUGUGUUUUUAUGUACGAGGAGGGUACUCCCACAUUCUAAGAACGUAAAAUAACACAUACAUAGCUAUGGCUUCUUCUUCUUCUUCCUCUUCCUCUCAUGCUGCUACCGUACCCCUGAAAAAAUAUGAUGUUUUCAUCAGCUUUAGAGGCGAUGACACUCGCGCUGGUUUCACAAGCCAUCUUUACACUGCUCUAUGCCAAUCCUAUAUCAAUACCUACAUAGAUUAUAGGAUCGAGAAAGGAGAUGAAGUUUGGUCAGAACUUGUUAAAGCAAUCAAAGAAUCCACUCUGUUUCUUGUUGUGUUCUCAGAGAACUAUGCAUCUUCAACAUGGUGUUUGAACGAACUCGUUCAAAUAAUGGAGUGUGGUAACAAAAAUGAGGAUGACAACGUUGUUGUCAUUCCUGUUUUUUACCAUGUUGACCCUUCACACGUGCGGAAACAAACAGGGUAUUACGGCGCUGCACUGGCAAAACACAGGGAGCAAGGCAACAAUGAUGAUAAGAUGAUACAAAAUUGGAAGAAUGUUCUUUUUCAAGCAGCUAAUUUGUCUGGUUUUCAUUCAACCACAUACAGGUUUUUUAAUCUUUGCAUUAAUUAA
This is a messenger RNA of Medicago truncatula (barrel medic), 742 nucleotides long. Its product is annotated as disease resistance protein RUN1. NCBI's taxonomy places the organism in Eukaryota, Viridiplantae, Streptophyta, Magnoliopsida, Fabales, Fabaceae. The transcript has a single exon. The record is from RefSeq and is a predicted model, not a curated record. Gene Ontology annotation, biological process: signal transduction. The coding region runs from base 209 to 742 and encodes 177 amino acids.